Molecule: messenger RNA, 2699 nt
Organism: Brienomyrus brachyistius
Lineage: Eukaryota; Metazoa; Chordata; Actinopteri; Osteoglossiformes; Mormyridae
Product: claudin-4-like
Exons: 2
Coding region: 1491-2123 (210 amino acids)
Biological process (GO): bicellular tight junction assembly; cell adhesion
Cellular component (GO): plasma membrane; bicellular tight junction
Molecular function (GO): structural molecule activity
Source: RefSeq, a predicted model, not a curated record
ACCAAACCUACGCCCAGGCUGGGAUAAGGCCAAUUCAUGCUUCACUUUUCCACGUCCAGAUUUUCAUGUACGUUGCUUCGUGUCGAAUCUGCGAGUGCCAGGCAAUUGACUAGAUGUGUCCAGUAGGUGGCAGCACUGACUUUCACCAAGAAAGAGUACAGGAAGAGCAUUAGUCGUAGUAGUUAUGGUGAGCAGUUGUACCUGGCGUUGCGGUGGUACCCCCAUAUAAAAUUUUUCAUACUCUCCAUACAUUACACAGUAUACAGUACAGUGGUGGGUCCUGACUAAUUAUGUCGUAAUGGGCGUAUAAAACUGCUGCUGUGAUAUGCCGUAUGCCUUAUUACCGUACACCGUCUAAGCCUAGAAACAAUUUUAAAACAGUUCAUAAAAGGUUUCACUACGUCUUCAACGUGUCUUUAAAUUGCAUUUCUCAAUAAUGUUGUGAUUUUCAUUAGACAGUCAUUAUUAUAAAAUAUUAUUUCACACAACGCAAAUGUGAUUACUUAAAUAAUUCGAACUAUAUUUCACAAUGAAGUUACAUUUUUUUUUUUAAUUUCCAAAUUUCAUAAUGCUUCUUUUCAUAAUAAUGGUGCGCUCUGCCAAUCACUUUUACAUUUCACUACACUGCUUGUCUUUUGUAUGUUUCUGUUGCAAUCUGCCCCCAAAUGAUGGAAUAUCACUAGUGUAUGCUUGGCAUGCACCAACGGCUACCGUUUUCGUUCACCGACAAAUGUACUACCAACACAAGAUUCCGCACGCAUAACACAGGCAGCAGACCGAAAGCACGCGCGGGAAAGGCAGGUAUUAACCAGCCUUUAGGUGGUUUGUGAAGCAAGAGCGAAAUUAUAGACACACACAUAUACACACACACACUUUCUGGGUUGCCAACAAUCAUGCAUCUGGCGUGACGACACUCACACUUUCAGACUUUCACACCCAUGCAAGAAAUCUUAUGGCAAAUCGAUAUUAUUCCAUUAUAAACCUAAAAUAAAUUAGCUACAUCAAAACCAUUUGGGUAGUUUGCAAACCCUAGAGACUAUUCACGUGGUAAUAAACCUGUUACAAACAUGCAAAUGGGGGCAAGUUGGCAACCAUGUACUUUUAAAAUGAGCAAAUUUUCCAAAAUUAAGGAAGAGGUAAAGGAACUGAUUACCUGAAUUAAUGCUUGCUGGUCAUUACUUGCUUUACCCGUAUAGAUUAUUGAUUUGCUUUAUCUGUUAAAACAAGCCAAUGACAUGAAGUCAUCGUUUGAAGGCCAGUUACGUCAACUGAUUACAAUCUUACUGGUUUCACUGCAAAUAGAGAAAGAAAAAAGAAUGAAGUUUGACAGGAAGUUCCAUCCAUGAAGCCGUUUCGUCUGGAGGAGGUGGAGAGAAACUACAGUGAGAAUAUAUAACAGAGGUCAGCAGAGAGGGGACCAGACGCCUCUCUGUCCUGCUUAUUGUGUUACUAGCUCCUGAGAAAGCUACGCAUUGAAGAGAAGACUCACAAUGGCAUCCAUGGGAAUGGAAAUUCUAGGAUUGGCCCUGGCCAUCAUCGGAUUUCUUGGGGUCAUCAUCAUCUGCGCUCUGCCCAUGUGGAGAGUGACUGCCUUCAUUGGAGCCAACAUCGUGACGGCGCAAAUCGUCUGGGAAGGUCUGUGGAUGAAUUGCGUGACCCAGAGCACGGGGCAGAUGCAGUGCAAGGUCUACGACUCCAUGCUCGCCCUGCCCCAGGACCUGCAGGCGGCCCGUGCCCUGGUCAUCAUCUCCAUCAUUGUGGCCCUUAUUGCCAUCCUACUGGCCGUGGUCGGGGGUCAAUGCACCAACUGCAUUGACGAUGAAGCUUCAAAGGCAAAGGUAACCAUCGGCAGUGGCGUUGCCUUCAUCAUCGCUGGUAUCCUCUGCCUCAUCCCAGUAUGCUGGGCAGUUAAUACAAUCAUCCGGGAUUUCUACAACCCUAUGCUGAUGGAAGCCCAGCGCAGAGAGCUGGGAGCCUCACUGUACAUUGGCUGGGGAGCUGCUGGUUUGCUGAUUCUAGGUGGUGGCCUGCUGUGUACCUCGUGCCCCCCAAAGGAGGACAAAGGCUACAAUGUUAAAUACUCUCAGCCAAGAUCUACAGCUAAUAGCAAGGCAUAUGUUUAAGAGUGGUGGGCAACGCCGGAAAUGGAAACGACAACCAUCAAACGCUUUAUUGGCAUUUCCUUUAUCAUUCACGUUUUGUUUUUGUACCGAGUUAAGAACACUGAUUAAAAUAUGGACAAAUGGACGUCCCAUGGACUCAUAAACCGAGUUCUGUAAAAUGACAAAAAUAAGUGUUUUCCACAGUCGACGGGACAAUUCUCACUGAAGAGUGAGAGGCGCGCGGACUUUGCGGAACCGCAGAAGUCUGUUACAUGUACGGGGGCGCAGUUGUAAAAUAUCAUCUGAAAUGUAUACGUAUAAAGUAUAUAUGUGUUUCUAUAGCAUAUGGCUUGUUAUGAAGAAAUGGUGGCAGCGUUUCUUUGAUUUCUACAAGCGACGAAAAUAGUACAGUACGCGCCAUUAUAAUUUACGUAAACCUGUGAUCGGACAGUAAAGGAAUAUGCCUUCGUUCUUUACUGUACGUAUAGCAUACAACUAAAUUGUGUCUUUGUUUUAAAAUCCAACUGCGGGAAUAAAACGAAUCAUAUGUAGUUCUAAAGCUGUAGAAUUAAAUUACAAUAAAUAUUUUGAAAAUCA